Caenorhabditis auriculariae is the source of this 2620-nucleotide messenger RNA. The record is from the annotation of a GenBank genome assembly. Lineage: Eukaryota; Metazoa; Nematoda; Chromadorea; Rhabditida; Rhabditidae.
AUGGCUUCGAAGCUGCUGAGGCUUCUAACACGAAGAAGUAUUUUCUGCUCCCCAACGGCUUCCAGCGCGGCUGGCAGUUCUCCGCCACCACCAGCCGAAGGAACGUCGGCCAUUUCUUCCAACUUCGAGACGGAUUUCUCCCAGCUUGAGCCCUCGGAAGCGUUCGUCGCGACGCUCCGUCCCGAUCAGAAGACGUUGCUUCCGAAGGUCGUCGAGGAGCUCCGUCUGUUCGCCUAUAUGGGCAACUAUGUACCUGAGAAGAUGUCAGACUACGACUGGAAACGGACGAUGGAGCUGAAGACGAUUACUGAAAAGGUGAAAAGACAUCAUGAAUAAGCUGGGCUUUCCCAAGAAAAUAUUAUUUAUUGAAAAAGAAAAAAGUUCUCUUCGGAUAAUGAAAAACUAAACGUUUGCUUGUAUCGCUGACUUUCGCUAUCCUACUUGAAAUAUUGUAUGAAGCCAACGACAAAUCGAGUACAUGAAGAAUCGGAAUUCUUGUCAUGAGAAAUUUUGGAACUUUCGCAAACAGUUCAAUUGAUUAACUUUUGAGAUUACUCGGUAAAAAGUACGGAGAAAAAAAUAUAAGGACCAGAACCGGAUUUUCUUUUAAUAAUUCGAGCAAAAAGAUGAAAAACAGUGAGGCCAAUUUUUAAGCCAUUGGUGUUUGAUGAGAUAAUCUUUCUUUAAAACAAAGCUUCAAUUUUGCGCAGAAAGUUGAAAUGUCUUUACAUUUUCAGCAUAGAAUUUCAAGUGUGUUCGAACUAUUCCGGGAUUAUUGACGCAAAAGCCUUUUCACCUGAAAAUAAAAUUAAAAGGCUUUGUUUCUAAGCAAUACAUCGACUUUUUAUUUUUCGAAAGCUUUAGCAAAAUUUAUUUCUUCAAGUUCAUUUAUUGAGUUGAGGUAACUUUCUGGGAGUACGUAGCGUUGACGCAACGGCGGCAGAAAAUGAAGGAGAGACGAAGAACGAAAUUCGCGAUCCGUUUCGCUGACGAUCCCGAGGAAGUGGCGCGGUACGAGGCCGGCGGCAUGGGCUACGGUCCGAAUCUUCACGCUUUGGUCCAGAAUCCUUUCCGGAUGAAGGAAAGAGUGCGGCGGAUCGAAGGGGCUCGUGUCUUCCACAGUAUGCAGAUCGAUGCGCCAAAGGUACUGUACUUCCUAGUCCAUUAUUUUCGAGCCAUUGUCCGCAGAACGUUUUCCUUUGCACGUCUGGCACAACUAAAUAUAAUGUAAUAAAUGGAAAUACGUUUUUGCGCAGUUUCAAAGAGGAAUAAAAAUACAAAACAUUUGAGGAUCAUUGGGAAGUAAAAUUUAUUAAUCUUCUUUUUGAGGCGAAACUUGAAAAUUCUCUCAAUUGUUUUAGAAGCUUUCAAGUUUACUUCAACCUUAUUUGGACCACGAAAAGUUUUUGUAGAUAUCUGAGCUUGAAUUCAAAUCGGCAUCAAUUAUUUGUCUAUAUAGUUCCUUGAAGCUUUGCACAGAGCUGUUUGACUUUGAAAAUCUCCGUUUCUGUGAUUUAAUACGAGAAAUUCCAGAUUGCUUUUGAUCUGCAGUACAUGGAGGGCUACUCCAGACGCACGCAAAUGGAAUUGGGUAGCCAAAUACAGUACACCAUCAGUGAAAAUUUCCAGGUAAAGAUUUUUUUGAUCUCGGCAAGAGAAAAGUUGAGCAGUUUUUUUCAAGAAGCGGAAUAGUGGUAAGGGAGAAGGCCGCAGAAAGGCAGUAAAAGAAUCUUCCAUCUUCCUAGAUUUUAGGCUUAGGAAAGGAUGAAAAAAGGGUAAAUGAUGCAAAAAGACAGCGAAAAACGAACAAUUCUAUGGAGCUUUUUUCGAUAUCUUCUGACUUUGUCUAUGUAUGAGAAAGCGGGGCCGACUCUCACAACUAGCCGCUUUCGGCUAGUUGUGAGAGCCGCUUUCGGCUAGUUGUGAGAAUCACCUGAAAUGUACUCCAGAGUCUUUCUAUUAUUCUGGUUUUUCAAAAAGGCAAACAGCCUAGGCAUUCCAUGGUAGAUGGGAAAGGAGUUUUUCCUAGUUUGAAAGAUUGUUCACCAUGGGAAAUUUGCAGGCAAAAAGGCCGCUGCAGCUGUCGUUCGUCAAUUCUCCGUCGGGUGACUUUACCGAGAAGUGGCUCUCCAACACGGUCGGCUUCUACAACGCCGAACAAGGACAGACGAUAUUGCCUGACUUCACGAGCAAAGGGAUCCGCGAGACGUUUCCCGAAGACCGCGAAGUGGUCUACAUCUCGAGAUUCGCGCGCGACGUCCUCGACGGCCCUCUCCGCGCGGACGUCUUCGGCAUCUGCGUGACGAUGGACAUGCAACGGGAAUCGUUGGGAGCCGCACGACGAGGCCGUUAUCGGGCAGUCCGUCUGCCGAUCCACAAGUACGUCAAGUGGGUGAGCGGCCCUCAGUACCUGCCCUUCCCCAACCUACUCAACAUCCUGCGACACGUCUACAGCAGCGGGGGCGACUGGCACGCCGCCUUCCACAAGUUCAUCGCCAAACGUCAUCUGCAGCCAGUCUCCGACGAGCAGCGGAUCAUCAACGCCGCCAAGCGAAAACAGAAAAUUGAGGCCAAGAAAGAGCUCAUCGAUGUUAUAACAAAUGCAACCGGAAACUCCUGA